AUGAAUCAGCAAGCUAAAAGUUGUUAUUUAAAAAGCAAUGACAAGGCACUAAAGACAGUGUAUUUACCACAUAAAAAGUCAAUUAUUUUGGGUCGUUCUCCAGAGACAAAUAUCACAGAUACACUGUGCUCUAGACAGCAAGUGCAACUGUAUGCAGAUUAUGAAGAGUAUAAAGUCUUCAUUCAACAAAUCGGACUUAGAUCCUGUGGCUUUAAUGGCUUUAAAACAAAUAAAGAUGUCAAAUUUAUAGCCAGUCAUGAUGACUGUUUAGAAAUGUUAUAUGGCAAGCAUGUUUAUCAAAUUGAAUUUAAUCCUCCACCGGUGAAAACCUUUCUUUCCAAGAAACGGAGUAGAGGCUCAGGGAUGUCCAAUGAGAAUGAAGAAAAUUCUCAUAAAAUAGUUAAAACAGAAGAUGACAAUAAAGAUGAAAAGACUCAAGAAGAGGAACCACAAACAGAAGUGAAACAUAAAAAAAAUGAUCAGGGUAUUUUAAAGUAUAUCAAAAAAAAUAAAACAACGUCAAAUGAAUUCAAAGAGGAAGAUAAUAUGAUAGAUUUGAACAAUGAACAGAAUAUGUGGGAAAGUAAAGAAAGCGGUGCAUUGUUAAUAUGCACAACACAGGGAGUGGAAAGUCGUUCAAAGAUAGCAGCAUAUGAUAUGGAUGGAACUUUAAUAAAAACGAAAUCUGGCUUAGUAUUCCCAAAGGAUUCUGACGAUUGGCAACUUAUAUAUCCUGAUGUGCCAAAAAAGUUGCGCAAAUUCCACAAUGAUGGUUAUAAAAUAGUAAUUUUCACUAAUCAAAAAUCCAUUGGAUCUGGAAAAGUAAAUCCAAAAUCUUUCAAGAACAAAGCUAGAAAUAUAGUACAAAAGAUUGGUGUUCCAAUGCAGAAGAAUGACUCUAUAUCUAUUGAUAAAGAUAGUUCCUUUUACGUUGGGGAUGCGGCUGGACGACCAAAAAAUUGGGCUCCCGGUAGAAAGAAGGAUCAUUCAUCAGUUGAUCGAUUACUAGCAUUUAAUUUAGGUUUAAAAUUCUAUACUCCAGAAGAACAUUUUCUCGGACACAAACAGGCUCAAUUUAAAUUGCCCACGUUCAAUUCAAAAAAUUUAUCAAAUGGCGAGAUAUGCUCAGGAAGCAAUAUAACUUCAAGCAAUCAAGAAAUCAUUCUAAUGGUUGGUUGUCCUGGUUCUGGAAAAUCACACUUUGCAAGAAAUUAUUUAAACCAUUAUGAAUGCGUUAAUAGAGAUACUCUGGGAAGCUGGCAAAAAUGUAUUACAGCGAUGGAAAAACAUUUAAAUGAGAAAAGUUGCGUAGUUGUAGAUAAUACUAAUCCUGAUUGCACGUCAAGACAGAGAUACAUUGAAGUAGCAAAAAAAUACAACAUACCCGUAAGAUGUUUCGUUAUGUCGACAAGUAUUGAUCAUGCAAAACAUAAUAAUAAGGAAAAAUUAUCAAGCACCAAGCUUAGAUGAAGGUUUCACAGAAAUUGUUAAUAUAAACUUUGUCCCGAAGUUUCAAAAAGAAGAAGAUCGUCACCUUUACGAAAUGUAUUUGCUUGAAAAAUGA
Molecule: messenger RNA, 1564 nt
Organism: Heterotrigona itama
Lineage: Eukaryota; Metazoa; Arthropoda; Insecta; Hymenoptera; Apidae
Source: the annotation of a GenBank genome assembly